Molecule: messenger RNA, 3771 nt
Organism: Onychostoma macrolepis
Lineage: Eukaryota; Metazoa; Chordata; Actinopteri; Cypriniformes; Cyprinidae
Gene: sinhcaf
Product: SIN3-HDAC complex associated factor
Exons: 6
Coding region: 155-919 (254 amino acids)
Biological process (GO): negative regulation of cell migration
Source: RefSeq, a predicted model, not a curated record
CAGAAAAUGGUGGAUGGAGUUCGGCGCAUGCGUAAACAUUUUACUAUACUCAGACAGAAAGUGAGACAGUAACGAGUGGCGCAUUGUUAAAUGAGUAACGCCUGUAACUCUUGGAUUUCGCUGUGUGGUCUGACUUCAACUGCUUCAAGUCGAGAUGUUUGGCUUUCAUAAGCCAAAGAUGUACCGCAGCCUUGAUGGAUGCUGCAUCUGCAGGGCAAAAUCCUCCAGCUCUCGUUUCACUGACAGCAAACGCUAUGAGAGAGACUUUCAGAGCUGCUUUGGUUUAGGGGAGACUCGCUCUGGUGAAAUCUGCAAUGCUUGUGUUCUGCUGGUGAAACGCUGGAAGAAGCUUCCUGUCGGUUCCAAGAAGAACUGGAAUCAUGUGGUUGAUGCCCGAGGGGGACCCAGUCUGAAAACUACAGUGAAGUCAAAGAAAGUCAAAUCUCUGUCCAGACGGAUCAGACCGAACCAGCUCAGCAGAGUGCAGAAAGAACUGAAGAGACACAAUUCAGAUGCUCACAGCACCACCUCCAGCGCCAGCCCCGCUCAGUCACCCAGCUACAGUAACCAAUCAGAUGAAGGCUCUGACUCGGAGUUGACUCCUGGCUCCGCCCGCUCUCCAGUCUUUUCCUUCUUGGACCUGACAUACUGGAAAAGGCAGCGGGUAUGUUGUGGCAUCAUCUACAAAGGUCGCUUUGGGGAGGUCUUGAUCGACCCUCAUCUCUACAAGCCCUGCUGUCAGAAGAAACAGGAGCAAGAGCAGGAGGAGGAAGAAGAAGAAGAAGAAGAGGAGGAGGAGGAAGAAGAAGAGGAAGAUGGCGACCUUGAGAAAGAGGAGGUGCAGAGCAGUCAAGAAAUUCUUCAACCGCACUCCUCUCCUCAAAUAAAAAUGGAGCAGGAAGUGGAAGAGGAGUGGUGAUGCCACAUUCCCAGGGUACUGACUUGGCAUUCUUAGGAAGCCUUCGAGAGUCGAAGCCCCUCAGACACUCUCAAAGACGUUCUCUCAGAUUGCCUUCGAUUCAAGAGCAGCUGGAUCCUUGUUCGUCUUUUCCUGUUUCUUUCUUCCUUGUUGAGAAUGUGUCCCUUUCAUUUCCUUCGCAGUCAAAUCAACUUUUAUUUAUCAAACUGAACUGGCGUCCUUGUUUUCCAGAGCCUGGUACCGCGCUGUUGAAUUUCCUAUGAGGAUCUUUUUUUUUUUUGUAGACCAGAGAAAAUUUGUUUCUUUUUUUGCUAUCCCGCUCAAACACAGUAUGCCUGGAUCUACAUGCAUCAUGCAUAGAAAUGUAGGGAAUAGACUUGGACAGUAACCACAAUCCUACGCUGUCGCUUUUGUGCCCUUUGAGCACCAUUGUGCACUUCCUCUGGGCGACUGUUUUUCUGCACUUAGUAGUAUAUAGCAAGCAGCAUCUGCUAAAUUCUAGCUCGGUGAAGAUAACGUUCCACCUUUUUGCUGGGAUAUAGCAAUUAUUUAGGGAAUAUCUUUGCCUUUUAUAUAUUUAUUUUUGUCUGUCUUUGUCUUUAUUCUUAAGGUCUGCUCUGAUUUUUUUCCUCUCGAUUUGUAUUUAAAGGGACAGGUCACCUAAAAAUGUUGUUGUUUUUUUUUUUUUUUUAAUGUCAUUAUUCUGUCAUUCUCCCUCAUAUUGUUCCGAACUUCUUUCAAUUUCUUUCUCUUUUUUUCGUGGAAAACAUAAGGUGAGUUUUUGAAGAACAUCUAGCAGCUUUAUUCAGUAAUAACGGAAGUGAAUGGGGAUUAGGUCUGUUAAGCUCCAAAAUGACAAAAACACCCUGAAAGUAGCUAAAAAUUUAGCUGUGUGCUAUGUUCCAAGUCUUUUAUAGCCAUAUGAUAGCGAUAAACCAAAGUUUAUGUCAUAUGGACUACUUUUAAGACAUUUUUAUGGAGCUUUUUGUCUUUUUGGAACUUGACUGCAUCAGUUCCUUUUAACUUUACUAUACAGAAAAGAUGCAGGAUGUUCUUGAAAAAAAUCACUUUUAUGUGUUUAAUGUAAGAAAAGUAAAGGAUGAUGAUGUGAAGGUGAGUAAAUUAUGACAUAUUUUUCAUUUUAGGGUGAACUGUCACUUUUAAACCCUGAUUUCAGUGCAGGUUGUCUGUAUUCAGCCUCUAAUAGGCAACAAACUCAACUCGACUCAUAGUGUUUAACCGCAAACGUUUCCUCAGACAGGAUUUCUCUGGUGCUGAGGCAGACUGGGCAUGGCCAACCAAAAAUAAUGCCUGGCUAUCAGCACUCUUGUAUUCAGUGUACUAAUGUAAAUAUCCAAAAGUGUAGAUUUGACUUAAGGUUUUUGGAAAAGAGCAUGAACGCUAAGGAAACUAUUGUCUAGAUGAAAAUCUGCAUGAAUUUUGCAUGGCCUUUUAAGAAGAUUUGUAUUUCUUUUUCUUUUCUUUUCUUUUAUUUUGCAACCAUGUUGCAGCAUAAUUUAAGAAUAAUUUGGGCACAUUUUGAGACGGUCCCAAUAUAUUUUUGUAGAUAAAAACAAGAAAAGAACAAAAAUGAAAUCAGACUUUGACUACAACAUGACAUCUUAAGAUGUCAUUGUUUAAUUAUUACAGGGAUUUAAUUGCCUUCUGCUAUUUUUCAGAAUUGGAUAUUUUCAAUAUUGUCUCAUUCAAAGCCAAAAAGCCCAAGAUUUUUGCUAUUUAUUCAGCGAUCUUAUAUUCAUGUGUUCAUAUACCUCCUUUCUCUCUUGCUUUCUGCCUUUUGUAAAUACAGUGUUUUCGCAAUGACAGAUACUACUAUUUUUACUGUCAUGAAAGAAUUGGGCACACGGUCUGAUCGUUUUGGUUGUUUUUGGUUUGAUGCUUUUUCUCCUGCGAAAAUACUGAAAAGUUAAACCAAUGUCAGCUUUAUUAAAUUACUGUCUGUAAUAAGCUUUCAUAUAUAAGGAGUAUUCGUACUAUAUAUCCCGAUGUUUCCCUUUUGUUCCAGUAGGUCUGUCCUGCCUGUUUCUUUAUAAUUUUAUUGUUUAUGAUAGCCUUGGCUAUCUUGGAUUGUACAAAUUACAUUGACGCACACAUGCUUGUUUAAUUCCAGGGGGUGGCGCUAGAGAGUUCAUUUGUUUCACACAAAACACUCCAUUGCACAUGAAUUUGAAUUCUCUUUCUGGGCAGUUUAUUUAAUAUGUGCUCUGUUUUGAAAUGGGUAUUUUGAUGGUGGCAGCUUGUGGCUUUAGCGUGAAUAUGCCAUAUCACAGAAUGGCAUGAACAAUGACUGUAUUCAUGGUAACAUCCGUUCAGGGGAAGCAUCCUAUCGUGUCAUUUCUAUGAUGGCGUUAUUUGUAAAUAUAAGGUGUGUAAGACUGAACAAUGGUUAUUAUGAAUACUGUUUUGUCUUUAUUUAUUUCAUAUUUAUUUGUCUUGUGGUCUUUUCUUUUUAAGUCUCAUCCAAUUUUGUCAUAGGACUGACCUGUCCUAACAACACUGCAAUAUGGACUGAAAAAGCUUUUACACAUCACAGAUUGUUGGCCGAGACUCACUAAACGUUAUGGAGAACUUCAGGACUAGACCGCUGUAAAAAUAGACUUUUUUGGUGUAUGCUAAGUACAACGAUUUGAUUAUUUUUAUACUUUUGUUUGAGGGUUUCUAAUGCCCACAUACUUUUCCUUAGACUAGCCCUUUAGUUGUAGUGCUACAGGCAUGUAUGGUAGCUAUGCACUUUGUAUUCACAAUACUAGAGCUAUAUGAAGCAGGUUUUGUAUUUUUUUACAUAUUGUACUUUUUACUUGUUCCUCAAUAAAUGUAACUUGUGAUGGUUA